Molecule: messenger RNA, 2739 nt
Organism: Gastrolobium bilobum
Lineage: Eukaryota; Viridiplantae; Streptophyta; Magnoliopsida; Fabales; Fabaceae
Exons: 7
Coding region: 1-2739 (912 amino acids)
Molecular function (GO): RNA-DNA hybrid ribonuclease activity; nucleic acid binding
Source: RefSeq, a predicted model, not a curated record
AUGGAGGAUCAGGUUCUGAAAAAUCUAGCUAGAUCUCCUGAUGAGGUGGAGAUAAAGAGCAUUGUGUUUAAAAUGGGUAGAUUUAAAGCACCUGGUCCAGAUGGGCUUAAUGCUGCCUUUUUUCAAUCUCAGUGGCAUCUUGUUGGCAAAUCGGUUUGUGAGCUAAUCAGAAGUAUCUUUGAUGAUCCUAGGAAGAUUCAACUGGUUAACCAAACUCACUUGUGCUUAAUUCCAAAGGUUGAUAAUCCUGAGUGCGUGAGGGAUUUUAAACCCAUUAGUUUAUGCAAUGUGUCUUACAAGAUAGUCACUAAGGUGAUUGCUAAUAGAUUAAGAAACUUGAUGCCCAGAUGGGUUGCUCCAAACCAGUGUUCGUUUGUUAAGGGGAGGCAUAGUGCUGAUAAUAUAAUGGUUGCUCAAGAAAUCAUCCAUUUAAUGAAGAAGAAGAAAGGUAAUCAAGGAUGGAUGAUGAUCAAAGUUGACCUUGAGAAAGCCUAUGACAGGCUGAGUUGGUCCUUUAUACAUGAUACCCUGUCUGAACUGGGUUUGCCUGGCAAACUGAUUUCCCUCAUUGACAGUUGUGUUGGGACUAGUGAGCUAAACAUGCUAUGGAAUGAAAGGCUUGCUCACCUUAUUCAAGUAGCUGCUGAUGUUAAAGCCUGGAAGCCAAUUAUCCUGAGGAAGGGAGGUCCUCCUAUAUCUCAUUUAUUUUUUGCCGAUGAUAUCAUUCUCUGUGCUGAAGCUGCUUUGGAUCAGGCUCAUAUAAUUAAUCAAGUUCUUAGAUUAUUUGCUGUGAGUUCUGGGCAGAAAAUUAAUCUUGAGAAGACUAGAGUAUUCUUUUCAAGGAAUGUCAAGUUUGGUAGAGCCAAGGAGAUUAGUGACUGUUUAGGGAUAAACAGCACACCUAACCUGGGAAAGUACUUGGGAGUGUUUCUGAACCACUCCAGAGUCAGUAAAAAUUCUUUUGAGCAUAUUCUGGAGAGAGUCAAACAGAGAAUGAAUGCUUGGAGUGUCAAAUCCUUAUCUCUAGCUGGGAGACUCAAGUUGGCCAAAUCAGUGUUGUUUGCCAUGCCUACCUAUGCUAUGCAAACAGCCUGGCUGCCCAAAUCGGUUUGUGAGGAGAUAGAAAAGCACACCCGUGGAUUUAUAUGGGGAUCAUCAAAAGAAAGAAGAGGUACUCACCUGGUGAAGUGGGAGAGAAUGUGUUCUAAUAGACAGUGUGGAGGAGUUGGGCUGAGAGAGCUAAGAACCUUUAACCAAGCCUUUAUUAUGAAGGUUGGGUUUGGGAUGCUGGCCAACAAGAAUUCUCUGGGAGCCAGAAUACUGAGAAAUAAGUACAAGCUGGAGGAUUGCCUUCUGCCUAAUAUUCCUAGGAAUGAUAAUGCUAGUAAUCUGUGGAGGGGCAUAAGUUCAUCUUGGAAUCAUAUCCUGGCAGGAACCAGAAUUAUGUUGGGUAAUGGUAAGCAAACUAGAUUCUGGUUGGAUUGGUGGGUGCCUGAGGUUGGUAAGCUGGAAGGUUGGAAGGUUGCUUGUUGUGUUAACCAAGAUGGUGAGUGGGAUUGGGGUAAAUUCAAUAUAUUCCUCCCUAAGGAGGUUUGUGAAGCCAUAGCCAAGAUGGAGAGUCCUAAGGAGGGAGAUGAGGAGGAUAAGAUUUUCUGGAAGCCUUCUAGUAAUGGUUUAUUUACUGUGAAAUCUGCCUACCAGUUCAUCAAGAAGGAUGCUCCUGCUAUGCAGCAUCAGGAUAGCCAUUGGGACCUUGCUUGGAAGUGGAAGGGACCAGAGAGGCUUCAAUUUAACUUGGGUAGAGGGAAGAAUAAUAAUCAUGACCAGAGUUGGAGGCUUACUUUUGGAGUGACUUGUUGGAUGCUUUGGCAAGCUAGGAAUAACAUGGUGUUUAGAAAUGAGAACUGCUCUCCUGAGAAUCUAUGUCAGAAGAUAAAGAUUUUUGUGCAGAAUGUAAUUCAUGCUGACUCUGUUCUGGAUGCUGCAGCUGUUAGUGUGGUUAUUAAGGAGGUGGAUAUGGUACUGUGGAGGCCUCCACAAAAGGGUUGGAUAAAGAUCAAUUCAGAUGGGAAAAUUGGGCAAGGAAAUGCCUUGAAGGCUGAAUUAUGGGGUUUGCUAUUAGGUCUUCAAGUGGCUUGGGAGCAUGGUUUCAGGAAAGUUCAUCUGGAAGGUGAUUCCUCUGAGGCUAUUCAUUUGGUUCAAGGUGAUUGUCCUUCAGAUCAUCCUUUCUGUGAACUGGUUCAUAGAAUCAAGGAGCUCAUUGACAAGCAGUGGAAUGUUGUUUUAGUUUCUGCUACCGCUGCCAAUUAUAUUGCUCAAAUGAAUAUGCUUCCAAUGCUUAAUGGAGCAAAUUUCAAGCUAUGGAAAGAGAAUGUGGAAAUUGUUCUCGGCCGCAUGGAUCUCGACAAUGCGCUAAGGACUAAGAAACCCACUUCCACUCAGGAAAAUCCAAACACAGAUAAAAUUGAGAAGUGGGAACGCUCAAAUCGCAUGUGUCUAAUGAUCAUGAAACGUUCCGUUCCGGAGGCGUUUAGGGGCUCGAUUGUUGAGACUACUGAUGCCAAGUUGUUUCUGAAGGAACUCGAGCAAUACUUUGCUCGAAAUGAAAAGGCUGAAAUUGGUCAAACCUUUUCCAAACUCAUAAACAUGAGCUGCAAAUAUGAAGAGUUGAUUGAAGAUGCAAAUAGAAACCGAAAAGACAAACAAUCUGGAAUGCUCGUGUUCAAACUAAAGCACUAA